Molecule: messenger RNA, 10807 nt
Organism: Athalia rosae (coleseed sawfly)
Lineage: Eukaryota; Metazoa; Arthropoda; Insecta; Hymenoptera; Athaliidae
Gene: Smg6
Product: telomerase-binding protein EST1A
Exons: 28
Coding region: 902-6157 (1751 amino acids)
Biological process (GO): nuclear-transcribed mRNA catabolic process, nonsense-mediated decay
Cellular component (GO): telomerase holoenzyme complex
Molecular function (GO): telomeric repeat DNA binding; protein binding; telomerase RNA binding
Source: RefSeq, a predicted model, not a curated record
AUCGGAGCAUGUAAUAAAAAGUGUUCAUACAAUGCGCAGCUUCCGGAACGUUGAAUUCACCAAUUCACCAAUCACCAAGCUGUGUCUAGGAGCGCGAACAACUUAGGAAUAUAUUUACGUUGUGUACGUUCCAUUCGUAGCAGCGGUAGCAGUUUCCGAGCCGUUGUCCAGGCCCUCCUUAAAUUCGAAGUGCUUCUAUUGUUACAAAUGGUCAAAUGGGACUCGAAUUCUUGGAAGAUCGAGUCACCGGAUAGCAGGUAGUUUGUGAUUCGAGAUGAUCCUUAGAAAAUCUCUCGGUAUAGCAUUUAAGUGAUGGGUAAUCGGGGAUUUCGAUGAAGAAAUUCUGAUCAAUUACCAUUAGUUUUUUUCUAUUUCAACUUACAGCUGGCAAUUUUAUAUCGUAGGGAAUCUCAUGCACUACAAUUGAAUAGCAGGUAAAUAGAGAGGUCAUUGAGAAAUCUGAAUCAUAAAUAUUGACGAGAUCGGCGGCAAUCGUAGAAGCAAUCAUAAUAGUAUCUACGUCACAAUGUGUGUAAAUCAGCAAAUACAAUUGAUAUUUUUCGAAAUGAAAUCAUUUCAGAUUAAGUGCUUACCUUUGAUCAUUUUAUUUAGUGAACGCAUUGAUAUUGAACAUGUUAAUCAGAAUGGGCCAAUUAGUUAAUUAGCUGGCUAAUUGUGAUCUACAUUCAAUUUUGUUAUCACAUGGUUGUAUAAACGCCGCAGCAAGUAUGAAAUAUCUUUUUUUGUUAUUAGAAAUGAAUUGUCAACUUGGGCAACGAUUUGAAAGAAAAAACGUGCACCAGUAGCAAAUCUGGUAAAUAAUUAUCUUCCGCUUCAGAUGAUUGCGGUAUCGAGAUUUUCGAGAUGAUCUCGAAUUGGAUCUAUGAACUUUUAGCGGUGAAUGUACUCCAAUAUGGCGAAUAACGACAAAGGACGCAGAAAGUGGGGAGGAAUUUCACAAGAUAAUAUAGUAGCUUCUGAAUUAGAAAAGAGCAGAUCAACGGUAAUGCGUGGCGGUGCAAGCCGGGCCCCUCCUCAGGAAAUCUACAGACCUGGGAGUGGUCCUUUACGUAAAUCAGGACCAAGUUCCGAUGAUUUUGACAGUGAGAAUAAUCCACAAGAUAAACCUAAACUGCCAUCUCAUCAUUAUCGUCCAAAGCAACAGCAGUUCAAUAACCCACAUACGAUGCAGAAUGAUGUCCCUUCACCCCAAAUUGUGUACUUAUCCGAUAAAAUCAAUGAUAUGCGUUUGAAGUAUAGAAACAAUACUAAUGACCAGAGUCAUGCAUCAUCUACAAAUAAUCAUCUCGGAGGAGAUUCACGCAAAAAAAAUAAAAAACCUGAACAACCGCUGUACGUGCCAAAAAAGGUUAAGGAGUCAUUAGCUGAACGUGAGGUGGCUAACAGAUCUCCAGUGCAUGUAGCUUGGGAACGGGAGCGAGAGAGGGAAGAAAACAGAGAUUGGGAUACUCAUUCAAACCGCAGCCAUAGAAAUGAGAGCCAUCAGAAUCGUACGGGUAGUUAUUGUCAUGGCGCUGGUGGAGGAAGUCGAGGCAGUGGGAGGGAUGACCACGGGAGACGUGGGGGAGGAAACCGACGUAAUCGAAACACUAGUGAAUGUGAAGAACGUUGGAGAGCCGAAUCACCAUCUUUGGCAAGAAAUUACGGAAAUAGACGGGACAAUCACCGAGAGAUCAGACAGGGCUCAGAACCUCUUAUAGUUUCCCCAACUGGGACGGGAGAUCCUAAUCGUACUCGAGACACACGAAGUGUAGAACCAAUUGGAUAUCCCGAAAAAUUUCAGGGAAAACCACCUUCUGGACGAAGAGGAAGUAGCAAAAAUAAUUCUAUGCUUAGAAUGAGCAAUUUCGACCUGCUACCUCCGAGAUUGCAGAAGAAAUUUCUAGACAAAAAUGGGUUAAUCCCUGUACAAAAUAGUUACAUUGGUACAACUUCAGAAGAUACACAGUGGGAUGGAAGCACGGUUACUUAUCAAGGUACUUCUGGGUAUAACUAUUCACCUGUGAUUCAUCAUUCACAAACGAUGCAGCAUCUACCACCGACUGGGUCCUUACCACCUCAGCAAAAUUGGUCAAACACUAUUCCUGCUCGUACCCGUGGCAGAGGAAGACUAAGGCCAGAAGAAAUGGAUAAUCAGGCUCCAAUGUUUAGAUCGGUAACACCAGAUCAAUUCUCUGCACCGAAUUCUCGGCCACAGACUCCCACUCAGGAAUACAUGAAUCGAUCCUACGAUCGACGUGGUAGUAACAGUACCAUGUAUACAAGUGUGGAAAGUCUGAGUCGCACAGAUAGUUCAAUGAUGCCUCCUCCACCACCUCCAGCAAUAUCACCUGCAAUUUCAGCACACAUUGGGAACAGAGUCCAACCAUCUCCGGACUAUCAAAAGCAUAGAAGAGGGGCGACGUCUCCAACUGUGCCUCAACACCAGGCUUAUCAGCCGCAACGCAGUAAUAACAACUCGUACCAGUCAAAUGCGUCUCAGGAGAAAUUAAAUGAUAAACAGACACUGAAUCUUAGCCCGUCAAAGACUGAAACAUUUAGUCCUUUGUCAGAUAUGUCAUCAGAUCAUAUAUUGGAUUGGAGCGAAGAAGUUGAAUUGGAUGAGAAACUUGGGACUGAACAUUUGAGCCGCAGUUCUUCGGUGAUCAGCCUUCGUGACAAUGCCAGUGGUGUGUCUGGUAGUCAGAUCUCUGCGGGAGGCACUGGUGGUCGCAAUCGAAGCAGGAAAAAGAAACACGACAAACGGCACAGCACUGACAGGAGCAUGAGUAGAGAUAAAACCAGAGAAAAUAGUAGGGAACGUCAUAAAAAUGAGCAGAAUAGAGAGAAUGACAACUAUAACAACAAUCAGAAAAUUACUGGCAGUAACAGAAGAUACAAUAGAAUUCAUAGACCGUCAAAUAAUAGUCAGCGAAGUCGUGAGCCGAGCGUGGAAAGAAAUUUCAGAGGAGGUAGUCGAAAUCCGGAUGACUUUCAUAGGAACAGAAUGCCAGAUUCGCAUACGGAUGAGAAUUGGAGGGUAGGUAGAAAGCCUUCAAUAUGCGAUUCAGAAGAUGGUCGACCUCCUGCAUCUACACCACAAAUCAGUCAUCUACAAUCAACGCAUUCUGCUCAGCAAUCAACUUCUCCACCUAGUUCUGUUUUGCAUCAUAAUAAUUCUCAGCCAAGUUUCAAUAGUGCUCAGCCACCUGGCGUCUUGGUUCUACCUGAGACGAGUCAAUCACCACCAAACGCAACUCAGGCUAGACAGAUUUCUUCACAGCAACAGCGAACUCUCUUUGAUCCCAAUAAUCCUAACAAACCUAUCAUCAUCACCUCUCCAGGCAGUCGAGCUGCUUUGCCAAGAGAGAAUGACGGUUCAGUUCAGCCCUCCAGUGUUCCUGUAUUCCAGUCUCAUCCUGGAAGUCCAGGUCAUGGCUUCCAGGCACCACAGAUGGACAGUAUGCCACCUACAUAUGUUACUGAUCAGUAUGGAAAUAUGAGACCACCUUGGUAUAAUCCUCAUUCUGAAAGUUUUCGAUCAGCCAAAAGCCCCUGUCUACUUCUGGAUAUCAACAGAGCAGAUCUAGAGUUACAAUGGAUAUUAAGUUCUGGUGGUUUCACAACAAGCUGGGAGCGGCUAUCCUAUAUUCGUCGGUUUUUACAAGAAAGUUUGCAAACUUUACUCGAAACGGACAUUAAAUUUUGUCAAGCGGAAAAUGUUGAGCAACACUUUUGGAAAAUACUAUUCUAUAAUAUGAUUGAGAUGUUACGGAAGGGUAUGCCUAAAGAGAACUCUGAAGGUCGUGAACAUUAUAAAAAAAUAAUGAUUGAUAUAAUUGACGAGGGGACGGUAUACCUAGAAAAUCUUCUAACCGUCCUUGAGAACACCUAUAAAUUCAAAUUGGAUACGUUUCUGGCAUCUUCAUCGCCACCCAAAGGUCUUGGAUUUGUUGGCUUGGCUUUGGUCAGUGCACAGAAAAUAUUUCUAUAUCUAGGAGACCUAGCUAGAUACAAGGAACAGGUUAACGAAACUAACAACUACGGAAAAUCUAGGCAGUGGUACGUAAAAGCACAGCAGAUAAAUCCCAAAAAUGGAAGGCCCUAUAACCAGUUGGCCCUGCUGGCCCACUAUGCUAGACGAAAAUUAGAUGCAGUUUACUUUUACAUGCGUUCUCUGAUGGCGUCGAACCCGUUCCACUCCGCCAGGGAAAGUCUAAUAGCUCUUUUUGAUGAAAACAGAAAAAAGUAUCUACAUUAUUAUGAAUCGACCGAGCGUAAGCGUAAAGAGGAACGAGAAUGGAAAGAAAGAGCAAGAAUGAAAGAGAAAGAAGGAGCUACCAGUGGGGGUGGAGGGUUAAGAAGAGAAAUUUGGAUACAUCCCGGUGGCAGGAGAGUCACACGAACGACCACUGCAGCUGCAGCAAGCGAGGCAAGACUCGCUCAUAGCGAUCUUGAGGAACUUAGCCAGCUGACCAGUGUCGAGGUGAACAAGCGGUUCGUGACUUCCUAUCUCCACGUGCACGGGAAGCUUAUCACCAAGAUUGGGAUGGAAACCUUCCAGGAGGCCGGUGUCCAGAUGCUCAAAGAAUUCCGGGCCCUCCUUCAACAUUCACCUCUUCCUCUGCCCGGCACUAGACUUCUUCAGUUGCUCGCUCUCAACAUGUUUGCCAUCGAGACCACGCAGCUCAAGGAUCCGCAAUUAGAACCUGGGUACAGAUCGGAGGUACAGGAACGCGCGCUCGUCGUGUCCCUGCAAAUGUUCAGUCUCAUACUAGAGAGAGGAGUUUCAUUACUGAGGGCGCAACUCGAACGCGUCGAACAUCCGAGGCUCAUCGUUGACGAGGACAUGCAAGUACUGCUACCGGCCAUCAAGACGUGGUGCGAUUGGAUGCUCUGCCACAGUACCGUUUGGAACCCACCGCCAUCUUGUACCGAUUAUCGAGUAGGACCACCGGCCGACGUUUGGAGUCGAUUGGCGACGAUGGUGAAUCUUUUGGAAAAAUUGGAUCAUCAGAAAGCGAUAUUGUUGAGCAACGUUUUGGGUGCAGAAGGAUCAGAAUUGGUCAGGUUACCGGAAGACUCGACACUCUCGGGAUUCACACCCCUGAUGUCGAACCCUCAGGAGCCAAUUUUUGUCCGCAAGGAGGAAGAUAUGGAGGUAGCCCAAGUCUGCUUAAGGAUACACAAGAUACUCUUCUUCGGUCAAGUCUUUCUGUGCGGUCUCGAAACACCUGUACUUAAACUACAAAAGUGCGAAACUGGGGACAGCGAGUACGUAUCCGUCGUCGAAACAUCCAGUACGAGCUCGCCGAGUUCACCGCCGGAACAGAGUGACUCGGAGAUCCUCGUCGAAAGCUACAGCGAGGGGGAAGAGGAUCAAGCACACCAACAUCCGAUGUCAAUGAAACGUUUGCCGUCGAGUGGCAACAUCGGCGAGGAUUCGAAUUCCGUUCCCGCACCCACGGGCGAGAUUAGGUCGCUGAUUGAGCGAAAAGAAGAACUCGAGAGGCGCCAAAGGAAGCAGGAACGUCAUCGACAAAGGGUCCAGGCGAUACUGCAAAAGUCGACGGUGUCCGUUGAGAUCGAAGUUAAACCGAGACAGCUCGUUCCGGACACGAAUUGUUUCAUCGACUACCUUCCGCAACUCCAGGCGAUCGCCAGAGCCACUUCCGGUACCCAGCCCAUCUAUACUCUGAUGGUACCUUUAGUCGUUCUCAACGAGUUGGAAGGUCUUGCUCGCGGAGGUGAUUCUCGCGACUGUCCACCAGCUUCUAGAGCCGCUUUGGAUCCCGAGCACGUCGCCAGGGUAGCUGAAAGUUCUAGAGUGGCGCUGACAUUUGCUCGUAGCAGAAAUCCAGCUGUACGAUGUCUGACGACGAGGGGAACGGUACUCACCUCCAGUACAUUCACCGUCGAGGAAGAUGUCAAUCAGGACGGGCUUACCAGGAACGACGACAGAAUUCUAGCAACCUGCUUAAGCUUGUGCCGAACUAACAGCAAGGAACAAAGCAACACCGAAGAAGGCCAGCCACGGAGGCUACGACGAGAAGUAGUAUUGCUCACGGAAGAUAGAAAUCUUCGGGUGAAAGCAUUGGCGAGAGAUGUCCCUGUCCGUGAAGUACCGGACUUCAUACAGUGGGCCGGCCUUGGGUGAUCGCCAAUUCCUCAAUGUUCGCUCUUUCAAAUAAACGAAUAAUCGAAUAAACUGACACGAUCGUACCCGGGGAAAUAAAGAAGAUGGCGGAAACAAAAUUGACUAGAGAACGAAAAAACCAGAAAAUCAAAAAAACAAAAAAAAGAGCAAAAGAGAAAAAAUCGAAACGAGCAUUAUUCACCCAUCUCAGAGCAGACGUCUUUAUCGCCAUCGAAUGACCACGGAGACGCAGUCGUUCCGAUUGCGUAAGUUCCCAAGGACGACAUUGUAUCUGGAUAUUACGUUUUCCCCGUAGUGUCAGGUCGUGGGCGUUGAUCGGACCUAUUUCCGAGGAUUUCACCGCGACGAGUUUACACGUUUAUACAGGUAGAUAUUUCUAAUUACCACUACAGCCGAUCAGAUUCCUCAUUUCUCACCUUUCCCCCCGAAUAACGGAAAAACCUGAUGGGAUCCCCGGCGAGUUUUGAAUAAUUGUUAAUAUUAUUAUUAUAAUUAUCAUCAUUACUACUAUUAUUAUUAAUAUAAUUACUAUAAAUAUUGUCGGCAAUUACUAUCGUGCCGCAAUAUAUCCUACAUCACUCAACAAGGAAGAGUAAAGAAAGAAUGGAAAAACAAGCAACGAUAAUUCAUGCAAAACGGUGAAAAUAAUAAUUGGUUUAUAUGAUAUUCCUAGAGCACAGAAUCAUGUUACAGUGCGUUUCAGUGGUUUUAUGUCCACCUUUACAAUUUGUACAAAAAUGUUGGUAGAACAGAAAAAAAAAAGAAAAUGAAGUAGUGCGAAGAAUUGAAAAGAAAAAAAAACAAUUUCUAUCAAUAUAACAAGACCGUAGCGAUCAUUUUGCAAAUAUUAUAACCACUGUCAGUAGACCAGUUUAUAUUAUUAUAUACUGAUUUAUUUUUUACAUUGUAUGAAUUGUAACGCAUACAGAUAUAGUUUAAGUUGAGAAACAAAAAGGAAAAACCAAAAGUUGCCAGUGAUUUCUUUAUUUUUUGAUUCUUUAUUAUUAUUAUCACUAUUAUACUUAAUAAUUGUCAUUAUUAUCAUUAUUAAUAAUAUUACUAAUAUUAUUGUUUUUCGAGAGAUAGAAUCAUGUUCGAAAAUGUUGAACGCGUUUCCUAAAUCAAGUUCAUCACUUGUUUUUCCUUCGACUAUUAUAUAGGACACAUGUACAAUGUAGACACGUGAUAUGGACUUCCGUAAUUAUUAUGGCAAUUAAUAAUGAUGAUUCGCUGUUGUUUUAUAUUGUUCUCAUUGCUUUAGAGGACACAGUACCUAAGCCGCGAUAGAAGUGAAAUCGAAAUUAGGUGAGAUCAAACGGGAAAAAAAUUGAGGGAGAAGAUUUUCAGGGUGGAAAAUAUUGAACUCGAAGUCUAGAUGAAGAACAAAAAAAAAAAAAUGACGAAGACCGUGAAUUGUACGCGCAGUUUAUAACGAGCGCGAUUUUGUGUGAUAAAUUUUACUUAAUCCAAAACUCAUGUCAUUUUAUCACCAGAAGUGUGCCAUUUAUUGUGGUUUAAUUCGAUUGUAUUGUCUAUGAUCAUGUUUAUAAUACACCUCUAUACAUAUGUUUGGGAUUCUCCGGACAAUUGUACAAUCUAUUUGUUUCUUGUUUAUUUUUUUUCUUCAUUUUAUCGAAACAAACCAGCCUCCAUUUUAUUCGUCAACUAAUUUUACGUUUUUCUGACCAAUUUUAACCUCAUCCUGCGCUUAAUAUCGCGGUAAGAUCCAUCCUUGAAUCAGUUAAUAAUGUUCACUAAUUACGAUGUUCAUUGUGAUACAGUAUAGAGCUUUUCAUUGAUCCUUAUCGAAGAACGCGAUGAAUGACCACAACUGUUCUGUUGUAAAACUUUGAUAAAUUUCUAUGUGGAAGUGACUAAUCCUAGCAUCAAUGUGAUCGUUGGUCAGUAUUUCAAUAUUUUUGUUUGCAUAAUAUUAUUAAAAAACGGAUGGGAGAAGAACUAAAGAAAUAAUGAUUCCAUUUCGUUUCAUUUCUACGGUUGUUGCUGUCUUUUUCCAUCGUUAUAGGCAAUAAUAAAUUAAAUUAUAAAAUGAUCCAAAAGUAGAUUUUGAAUACAAAAAUAAAUCGAAAAAAAGCAAAAAAAAAAAAAAAAAAUGUAUGUUAACAAUUAACUCAGGCAAAAUUUUGAUAAAGGUAAUUAUAUAUUACGCACCUGUUUUUAAAUGUAACAUUCGAGUCAAGACUACUUAACGCACUACAAAUUUAUAAAUUUUUAUCAACCUGACCACUUAUCUACGAUUUCACAUUUUUUAUUGUAUCAUUAUUAUUGUCAUUAACGUUAUUACCAAUUUUCUUAUUAUUGUGAUUACCAUGAUUUUUGUUAUGAUUAUUAUUACUAUGAUUAUUAGCAUGAUUAUUCGACUAUCGUUAUGCACGUUUAGUUUGUGAAUGUGUAGAGUAUUUUUUGAUUAUUACUGCUAUUCACUAUUAAUAUCAUCAUAUUGAUACUAGAAAAUUAGCAUUUAGUGUAACGUUAAAAUUGAUAUGAUAAUCAUGACGACGAUGUGGCAUUUCAGGAGUUUAAUUAUUGCACGACGAUGUUUUAUUGUAGAAUUUAUUUUAACAAUUUAUAAUCGUAUAUCGUGCCCGGGUGUAUAGCUAUGAUAAAAGCAAGAGAAAAAAAAAAAAAAAAAAAAAAAAAAAAAACACCAAUAAUAUCGAAUGUGUACAUUCCGAAAGUCCGAUUUAGUUUCAAUUUUCAUUCGGUUUUUAUUUUAAUUAUUUUCUAUUUCUAUUUCGAAUCGAUUUUAUUGACUAAAAACUAUAACGAAAUCAAUGAAUAAAUAUAACGAUUUGUAAAUAAUUUUUAAGUGACUGUGUUAUACGCGUAUAUUCGUAUGAUAUAUUCAUCACCUGUAAGUAUAGUGUAGUAUUUAGGUGUACAUGUAAUAAUAACAACAUUGUUUUCUCACAUUUUAGCGUACAAAAAACUUUUUCACCGAUCUAUGUAGUAAUAAAUAAUAUUCACAAACAAAUAUUAAUCAGCGAUAGCUGCACAUGUUACGCCCUAAUAGAGGAUAUCCUAUUUUUGACAAGUUUUAACAUAUUAACAUACCAUAAUUAUCAUUACUUGACUAAUUGUCAAGUUAUAAUCAAAUAGACGCAAGAGUUGAGUAGUAAGAGUAGUAAUAAAUAAUAUUCACAUACAAAUAUUAAUCAGCGAUAGCUGCACAUGUUACGCCCUGAUAGAGGAUAUCCUAUUUUUGACAAGUUUUAGCAUAUUAACAUACUAUAAUUAUCAUUACUUGACUGAUUGUCAAGUUAUAAUCAAAUAGUCGCAAGAGUUGAAGAGGAAAAAAAAAUGAAAACAAAAAAAAAAAUUGGUCAAAAAAUGUGAGUGUCUUGCGCGAUGACUAUUGGCGCGUGUAGGUGCCAUAAUUGGAUAAAGGUGACGAUUUUUUCCUUCUCUCUAUAUUUUAAUUUGUUCUAUUUUUGUUUCCCAUGUGUAGUUUUUCAUUUUCCUUAACUAUUUCUGAGACGUGAUCAUACAUGGCAUACAUACUUCGAGCUCAAUUUUUCGAACGCAAAACAAUAUCAAUUUCGGUUUAUAAGAAAAUCAAAUUAUAUCAUGAUUAAGGUACCUAAAUAUAAUAUAACCGGUACUUAUUGUUGUUAUAUUACUAACCAGAACCGUUGAUACCUACAACCAUGAUUGUUUUCACUAUUUUACUUACGUAGGAUAGAUAGAUAGGUCAAUGUAUAGUUCUAGCGAUGGUCUAAUUACUAUACUGACGACUAAUUAGUCCGUAUAGUUAGUCACGCCUAGGAUAAGGCGAAUGGAAAUUAAAAGUAAUUGAAUAAUCUUAAUGAUGAUGAUAUAAUAAUAAUUACAACAACAAUAAUAAUAACACUAACUAAAACAACAACAACAACAACAAUAUUAAUAAUGAUAAUUAUAAUGAAAAAAGUGAUGAAAAGGGAGGGGGGGGAAACCUGAACUAAAAAUAAAAAUAAUAAAAAUAGUAAUAAUAGUAAAAAUAACAAUAAUAAGAACACUACGAUAAUACUAUGAUAAUUGAAGUACAUAUUAUAUGAACGUUGAAUGUGAAGAUCAACGGUACUUUUUAUCACAAUGUACAUGUUCUGAAACGCCGGGCGAUUGUAACCUUAUAAUAAUAAUUAACGAAAGAAUUUUUAUUUCUAAUUUUUUUACACGUAAACCCUCCAUUGAAAAUACCACGCGAAACUUUAUUUCACCGAUAUUGAAGUAUAAUGAAUAAGAAAUAUCGAUUGUAAAUGAACAAGUAUACGUGUUUAAUUCUGUUAGAAUAGUGAAUUUUCACUAAUCUCGCGAUGAUAUGAAAAGGAAGUGAAAAAGAAAACAAAAAAUUUACAAAUUAAAAAUAAUAAUAAUGUUAAUGAUAAAAAUUGCACGAGUGAAUCAAUAAAAUCAAUCUCCACAUUUAUAAUAUGUAUACUAUGGAUAUACCCUAUACAUAUACCGAAGAUAAAUGCAAGAGAUGAUAAUUAUCUCGUUUUCUCAUUUCUAUAUUUACACUCAGGAACAGAGUCUUAUUGUAUCGAUACGAAUUAGAAUUGUAGUUACAUAUUAUAGAAAUUCAUGUUGCUAUAGGUAGUGUUACCACUUCAAUUAUUAUCAAUAAAACCAUUGAGAAUGAUGUUAAAAUGA